This is a messenger RNA of Pocillopora verrucosa, 1207 nucleotides long. NCBI's taxonomy places the organism in Eukaryota, Metazoa, Cnidaria, Anthozoa, Scleractinia, Pocilloporidae. The record is from RefSeq and is a predicted model, not a curated record.
AUGGACAGAACACAGGAAGUGCUUUCCUGUGAACAUGUGCUCAUGGAGGCAGCAUCAACCCACAAGGACAUUCUUCUGCCAAUCUUUUUUACCUUGACAUAUGAGGAGAUGUGUCACCAGGCCAGGUCCGACAGGAGGAGCAUGGUCAUAGUGAUCCUCAAAGGUGACAACAUACCUGAUGUGAUAAGGAUUCUGAAUAUUCUACGCAGAAGUAAUGGAAACGCAUACUUUUGGAUAACAAAAGAAAACUCAAAAUCUGGGAGAGAAGUGAAAAGAAAAUUUGGAAGCACAGGGUCGGAUUUGCUAAUAAUGGCACCCACAACUUCUCGGCCUAUACUCAUAGAGCGUUUUUGCGGAGACAACCUACAAUUAGCACGAGAAGAAGAUGUGGUGGAUGCUAUGAAAAGGGCAGCAGAUGCUGUGGAUGCAUUCACCAGGGAAUGGGAGAGGUUAGAACAGGAACGCUCAUUAAAGAGGGAGCAGGAGAUUUCAUUGCAAAAGGCAAUCGAGAAUGACAAGACGAAAUUGAUUAAAAAAUCAAGCAAGAAAAUAAGGGAGGCCCGACAAGGCAGGGUUACCCAGCCCAGUCUAGAAGGAGAGAAGGAGGUAUAUGACUGGGCAGGCUCCAAUGAAUGUCUACCACUUUAUUUUACUAUCCAAAGAGGUAGGGAAGUGGUAAGACAUGGAGACCUUUUGGAGAGAACAGAGGUCUUGCACAUUUGUGAGAGAGAUGAGGCAGAAAUUGAAUCACUUCUGGGAUCAAAGGUGACAUUCCAAGGAAAUGUCCCAGAUUUGCAGUCUGAUGGCGAACUGUCAUCCACACUACCAGAUGAAGAUCGAGACACCGGAAAUAAAAAUGAGGAAUUGCUCCCAGUACCUGGAAUUGUUCUUGCGCAAGCAGAGGAAGGACAGGAAGUACUGGUGGCCAAAAGACAAGUGAACACGGAAGAGGAGGAGAAGGUAGAAGAUGAAGAAGAAGAGGAAAAGAGGGAACAUAGAGAAGAAGAGGAGAAGGAACAUACCAGUAGUAAACUUGAAAGGAAAAGGAAAAAGAAGGACAGAAGAACAACAGCAAAAAGAAAAAAGGAAAAGGAGGACAGUUGUUAAAAAAAAGGAUUUUAAAGGGACCCUGGUCAGCUGCACUUUUGUUUUUGUUUACCUUUGGAUUUUCAAUUUUUCAGAAACUGAUGUACAAGUUGUUACUUUU